Messenger RNA from Eriocheir sinensis (Chinese mitten crab), 7851 nucleotides. It is a transcript of the gene gw, whose product is annotated as protein Gawky-like. Gene Ontology annotation, molecular function: RNA binding. The record is from RefSeq and is a predicted model, not a curated record. The transcript has 17 exons. Gene Ontology annotation, biological process: miRNA-mediated gene silencing by inhibition of translation; positive regulation of nuclear-transcribed mRNA poly(A) tail shortening. Gene Ontology annotation, cellular component: nucleoplasm; P-body. Lineage: Eukaryota; Metazoa; Arthropoda; Malacostraca; Decapoda; Varunidae. Bases 71 to 5206 code for a protein of 1711 amino acids.
UAGCAGACCCCUCAGUUACCCGCGUAAUGGCUGCCGAGUCACUGGGCGGCAAGCCGUAAGACUGCUUUAAAUGGCGAAAAAUAAUUCCAAACCCACAUGUGAUCCAAACCCACUUCUUUCGUGCCAAGAUGUCCUUUCGGUACCAAGUUCAGGAGAUCUUUGCUUCUAUGCAUUGCCAGCCAAAGAGUGCGUAGAAGGCUGCUCGGACAGUCCACAUUGUUUUUCUUCUUCAGGGAGCUUGGACACAGAGGCCUUCUCUCUCUUAGUCAAGUGUUGUGUAGGUGGUGAGUUGUGCGUUGAGAUGGAGCCCCUCUGUGAAGCACGCCUGGCCUGUGAGGUCACAAACUUGCCAAAUCCUGAGUUUCCUACCAAGAAAGUGCCUGAGUCCUCCACUGGUGUGGAGACCGUUGGCAUGGUGUGUGAAGCACAAAGUGGAGGGGAGGCGGACCACAGCAGCAGCAGCAGCAGCAGCAGCAGCGGCGGCGGCUGCGGUGAGGGCGGGGGGCAGGCAGCUAGUGGAGCAGGAGUGGCCGCCCCGCCCGAGUCCCCGGCAGGUGGUGAGGGUGGCCGGGGGGCCGGAGCUGACCCCCUGCUGCCCCGCCGCCCCGCCAAGUCUUUGUCUGUGAUAUUCAGCUCCGUGUCGCCGGGCAGCCGCCCCGCCGGGGGGGAGCAGCCCCGGCUCCCGGGGCCCAGCCGUCCGUCCUUGACCACUGUCCCCGGGGCGGCGGCGGCCGCACACUCGCCCGCACCGGCCAGUCUCAACAUUCCUGGCCCCCGGGCCGCCACCUCCGCCGCCGGCCUCCUCCAGGGUAACGGCCCAAGCUUUAACCGGGCGCCCGGCCAGGCGGCCCCGCCGGGCCCCGGCCGGACCCACCCAAGUGCAACCUGCAACCAAUACGCUUCAUUUCCUACUUCAUCACCCGCGCCCCGGGCGGCCGGCCGGCCCGGGAAGUUUGGUUUUGCUUCCUUUCCCCGCGGGGCGGUGCGGGUGAACCAGUGGGGCAUUCCCCUCGGCCUGGGGCUGGCUGGGGGGGGGGAGAGCGCGGCCAACGGCUGGGGCGGCUCAGCCACACAGACAGCCAGCUGGGGCGGCUCUGGGGGCGGCCAGUCCAGCUCCCAGGGCCAGUGGGGGGGCGGCCCCAACCGGGGCGGCGGGGCCCCAAAUAGCUCCCCCGCCCAGGGCAGCGGCCUCAAGCCGACCCAGCAGGGCGGCGGCGGCCCCGGCCAGCAGCCAGGCUCACCCGCCGGCCAGCAGAACAACCAGGGCGGCGGCAGCGGCGGGGGCGGCAACCAACAGGGCGGCCCCGCGGGGCAGCAGCAGGCCCAGCAGGGUGGCGGCAGCAGCAGCGGCGGCAGCGGCAGUGGCGGCGGCAACAACACCUGGGCCCAGGCCGCCGGCAAGGGUCUGUCCGGCGGCGGUGGGGGCGGCGGGGGCGGCGGGGCAGGCGCCUCCGGGGACGCCCAGAAGCGCCACAUGGAGCAGCAGCUUCAGAGCAUCCGUGAGGCCCUGCUGAGCAGCGAGGGAUGGGGCGGCGAGAACGUCAACCAGGACACUGCCUGGGACCUGCCCGGCAGCCCGGAGCCCGCCAAGGACUCCGCCGCGGCGGCCGCCUCCAGCACCACCGCGCCGCACUUCAAGGUCAGUGUCAACAACGGCUGCGACCUCUGGGAGAACAACCUGAGGAACGGGGGGGUGGCGCCCCCCAAGGCCCAGCAGGCCCCCUGGGGCCACACGCCCACCAACAACUACGGCGGCACCUGGGGCGAGGACGACGACAACCAGGACUCUUCCAACGUGUGGAUGGGCGUGCCGGCCGCCAACCCUCACUGGGGGGCCGCCACGCCCAACCCGCCCAACAUGUGGGGCAGCGGCGGCGGCGGCGGCGGGGGCGGUGGUGGGGGAGGACCCCCGAAAAAGAACAUCGACUGGGCUGCCAACAACGCUGGCGGCAGCGGUGGCGGCUCCAGCAGCAGCGGCAACAGUGGCGGGGGCGGCGGCGGCGGCGGCUCCGGCGGCUGGGGGGAGCAUGGCCCACAGCGCUCUGCCAUUGAGAACCCCAGCAGUGACUGGGGCCCUGGUGGCCCCCACAAGCCUGCCCCCCAUGUGGGCCACUCUGGCGGCCCCCACUCUGGCCCCCACCCCGGACCCCACGGCGGCCCCCACUCCGGCCCCCACGGCGGCCCACACACCGGUUCACACUCUGGCCCCCACUCUGGCCCUCACAAUGGACCUCAUGGCGGCCCACACAAUGGCCCUCAUGGCGGCCCACACGGCGGCCCUCACUCCGGCCCCCACGGCGGCCCUCACACCGGGCCACACGGCGGCCCCCACACCGGCCCCCAUGGCAGCCUGACCCACGGCGUGCCACCUGGCGGCCCCAGCGGCCCCGCUCAGUGGAACGGCCCCAAGGACAUGAAGCCGGGCGGCCCCGGCGGCCCCAGUGGCUGGGAGGAGCCGUCCCCGCCAUCGCAGCGGCGCGAUGACGGCACGGCGGUCUGGGGCAACCCUAACAACCACCAGACAGUGUCGCGCUGGAAGGACAUGCCCACGCCCAACAUGAUGGCCAGGCCCGGCAUGCCAGGACCCCAGCAGGGGCGCAUGCCAGGACCACCAGUGCCCACCGGCAUCAGGCCAGACCAGCGGUGGGGACAGCAGGGCGACGGAUGUCUUCGUCGCAAUGGCAGCUGGAGUGACUCCCCGCACGACGCUGGCAGUGGCAUGUGGGUGGAGGAGCCCAAGUCUGGGGGGUGGGGCGAUCAGCCCAUCACCCCCCCGUCCUGGGGCACCAAGCCCAAGACCCCGACGGGUGGCCCCGGCGGCCCCGUGGGCUGGACGGAGCCUGAGAUGGACCUGCCGGGCUGGGGCGGACACCAGAACAAGAUGAGUGGUUACGCCCCACUACUAGACUUACGAGUCCAGAAAGCACUUAUUCCAGAGUCACACUUCUCCUUUGCUGUCCCUAAGGGUGUCACAAAAGACAUUAUCUACAACAGCAAGCAAUACCGUACACUCCUGGAGAUGGGGUAUAAGAAGGAGGACAUCGAGGCGGCCCUUCGGAACAACAAUAUGGCGCUUGACGAUUCCCUGAUGGAGCUCGGAAAUCGGGGCGUCGGGGGCAGCGCGGGUGAAGCUUGGCGGGGCUCGACGGGGCUAGAGGAACACGCCCCCUUCGACCUCAACAACCCCAAUUUCCAGCAGCGCUUCCCCCCUGGGCCACACCACCUCCCCUUCACCUCUGGGGGUGGGUCCGGUAACUCUCCCCACGUACGCCUCCUGAUGCAGCACAUCCAAAUGGCGGUCCAGGCCGGCUACCUCAACCCCCAGAUCCUGAACCAACCGCUGGCUCCCUCCACGCUGGUCCUGCUUAACACUAUGCUCAACCACAUCAAUGUCCUGCAGAAGUUCUCCCAGCAGCAGGCUCUCUGGCAGGCUCAGGCGCACCUCAACAAGAACUCAUCAACGACUCUCCUGCAGCUCAACAUCAACAUCACCAAGACCAAGCAGCAGAUUCAGAACUUGCAGAACCAGAUAGCCGCACAACAAGCUCUGUACGUCAAACAACAACAACAACAUCACCACCAGCAGCAGCUCCACUCCCACAUGUCCGCCGGUCCACCAGGAGCUCAACCGGACUUCUUCAACAAACCGAGUCUUCCAGAUCAGCUGUACGGAAGCUUCAACCAGAUGUCCAUCAACGACAACCCCGCCGCAGCCGCCGCAGCCGCCGCCGUGGGGUCUGGGACCCAGAGUCGCCUGCAUCACCAGUGGAAGCUUCCGUCCCCUGAAACAGACGACAGCGACUUCAUCCGUGCCCCGGGUGCCCCAGGGAAGCCCAGCAUGCCCCAGCCUCACCCGUCACCCAACCUGACCCCACUCCUAGGGACAUCCAGCAGCACCUGGUCCCUCAACCGCACCUCGGAGUCUGGCUGGCCGGAGAGCAACAGUGGCGGCAAUGACAACAGCCCCAGCGGUGUCGAGAAGGGGAUGCCCGCCAUGGACACAACACAGUGGGCAGCCUCGUCGCAGCCCAAUGUAACCGGCUCCUAUGGGCUCGAUAUUAAGCCCUUCGAACCUGGCAAACCCUGGCUGAUGAAGAAUAUCGAGGAUGACCCCAACAUCACCCCGGGGUCGGUCACACGCUCACCCCUGUCCCUCGGCAUCAAGGACUCAGACUUGCUCUCCUCCAUAAGCAAGACUCCCACAACCAACACAGUCUCGGACAUGACCAGCCACCUCCCUUCCCUCAGCCUCUCCUCGAACACAUGGAGCUUCAACCCCGGCCCUGGACACCACACGGCUAACUCACCCCUCUCCACUGACAGCAAGCUUGGCGGUGGCGGCGGCGGCUCCAGUGGCGGGAAAUCCGGUUCGGGAUGGAGUGAGUCCGCUCACGACGGCUCAACCACCCUGGCUUCAGAGCUCUGGGGCGCCCCGGGCAACAAGCUCCGGGGCCCUCCGCCGGGGCUCAUUGCCGGUAGUGUCCCAAAAAGUGGCGGGGUAGUGGGUGGCGGGAGCGGCGGUGGCGGCAGCGGCGGCGGUGCGUGGGGGGCCGCCCUUAGUCGCUCCACCUCCUGGUCGGGCGAUCAACACCGGAACAACCAAAACAGUGCCUUACAUUCGGCGGCGGCGGCUGCGGCGGCCUCUGGAGCCUGGACCAACAGCCAGCCGCCCUCCACCUGGCUCAUCCUUAAGAACCUGACCCCACAGAUUGACGGUUCGACCCUCAAGACACUGUGCAUGCAACACGGGCCGCUCAUCAACUUCUACCUGUCCCUCAAUCACGGCUUCGCUCUGGUCAACUACGGAUCGCGCGAAGAGGCUGCCAAGGCUCAGGGCAACCUCAAUAACUGUCUGCUGAGCAACACGACCAUCCUCGCUGAGUUCGCCAACGACAGCGACGUCAAGCAGGUCAUGGGUCAGCCUCACCAGGGUCAGGGCGCCCCUCCGACCCCCGCCCCGAACAACACCUCAUCCUGGGGCGGGUCAGGUCGCGGCUCAACCCCGACCUCACAGCCUUCCUCGGGGUCAAAGGUGGACUCCUGGGGGAACGGUGGCAGCGGGUCAAAUCUGUGGAGCACCAGCGGAGUUGUCGGGUCAGCGCUGUGGGGCGGAAGUAGCAUCAGCGAGGGUGACCAACAUCGCACGACCCCAUCCUCCCUUAAGCCAUAUCUCCCCGACGGACUCUUGACCUCAGAGCCUAUCUAAGGUGACCCGCCCCCACCCAGCAGGUCAGUCUUAGGUCAGUUCCGCAGCCUCGACCUGACCUAAUCGUAUCGGCAGUUUGUUGUUUUUUGACCUGGUGUGACCCGACUCGCCAUAGUGCAUCAUGGAAAGCUAGUCUUGGGUCAACCUUGUUUUGUGACCUUGUUCCGUUGACCCGACCUGACGUAGUUCAUCAUGGAAAGCUAGUCUGGGGUCAAUCUUAUUUUGUGACCUUCGUUGACCCGAUCCGACCUGACCUGAUUGUAUCCUGGCGGUAUCUCGGGUCAGAUGUAUUUUGUGACCUUUUUCGGUGACCUGGUGACCUCAUAACCCCUAACCAGUCACUCUGGGUCAGCUUCUGGUCACGUCUGUUUCCUUGGCGACAUGACCUGACCUGAUAUGACCUGACCCCUCAAUAGCCAGUCAGCCAGUCAGUCAGUCAGUCAGCUAGGGAACGUGACCUAGCACGACCUGCCCUAUACAAUGAACCUUUGACCCGUUGUAUGAAGUGGGGACAUGACCUGACCUGACCUUACAGAAUGACCUCAAGCAGUGCCAGUCAGUCAGUCAGUGAGGCUAUAAAAAGGUCACCAGGGUCAGAUUUUGGGUCACUAAGAGGUCAAACAAGUUCAGAUGUGAGUUUUUAUUAUUAUUAUUAUUAUUUUCAAUGCUGCCCCUCCCCCCCCCACCCCCUCAUCAUGCCCAAGGCCCCCCCCUCAUACACACAAACACACGUACACACACACACCUGCACAGUGGUCCACCCCCCAAAUAUUUAGUGUAUAUUUAAACUUUGGUCAAGACAAAUGCCUUAAAAAGACUGCAAUUUUAGCUCCAAGCAUACAUACACACAUACAUACACAUAUACAUACACAGAGACUCUUAAAGGAUAUGGAAAAUGACAUAGAGAUUUAUUAUGAUAUGGAUGGAUUUUGGAGUGUAUAAAGGAACAUUGCAAUACAGAAGAAGAAGGAGAAGAUUAUUAAAGUACAAGAAAAACAAGGAAAUUCAUAAGCGACAGAAGAAGAAGAAGAAGAAGAAGAGGACGUUUAAUUGACAGUACAAGAGAAAACAAGGAAAUUCAUAAGUGCCAGAAGAAGAAGAAGAAGACGUUUUUAUUGAUGGUACAAGAUAAAACAAGGAAAUUCAUAAGCGCCAGAAGAAGAAGAAGAAGAAGACGUUUGAUUGACAGUACAAGAUAAAAGAAGUAAAACCAUAAAUGACAGAAGAAUGAGGAGGAGGAGGAGAAGGAGCGCAAGGCAAUAAACGAACUAUGUAAACUAUAAACAAAAGAAUAAUGAUAUAGACGAAAGAAUAAGAGGAAGCAAAACAAAGGAAGCAUAAUCUAUAGACGAAACGAAGAAUACAAAGAAAACGACAAAAAACAGAGAAAAACAAACGAAAUGAAAAGUAUAAACGUCAGAAGUGAGAUUUCUAUAAAAAACAACAAAAAAGGAGGAAAACAUGAACGCAACGAGAACAAUAAAUGCCGUAAGAGUGAGAAAAAAAUCCAUAGACGUCGCGAAGAGUGAAAAUUCCAUGAAAAACGACAAAGAAAGAGAAAAACAUGGACAAAUUCAAGUCUAUAAAUGCCGUAAGAGUGAAAAACAAAAUCCAUAGACGUCGCGAAGAGUGAAAAUUCCAUGAAAAACGACAAAGAAAGAGAAAAACAUGGACGGAUACAAGUCAAUAAACGCCGUAAGAGUGAAAAACAAAAUCCAUAGACGUCGCGAAGAGUGAAAAUUCCAUGAAAAACGACAAAGAAAGAGAAAAACACGGACAAAUUCAAGUCUAUAAACGCCGUAAGAGUGAAAAACAAAAUCCAUAGACGUCGCGAGGUGGAGCUUAUUCUAAAAUACAGUUCGUGCUGUGACCUAUUAUACAAACUUAACUCCUAUAUAAUGGCAUGGAACCCUCUUCACUUACUGUAGCUAACUCAAGGUGCAAGCAAUUUAGGGCCCGGGUCAAGGGGUCGGGGUCACGGGUCACGGGUCAGAGGUCAAUCGCCUGCCCCCACCCCCCCCACAGCGCCGCCCCGCCCCGCCCCCGCCCCUUGCCCCACGCGACCCAUCCCUCAAAAAAUAAGCUGGUCCUAAUAUUUAAAAAUGCCAAUACGUCUAAGUCUGUUCUAUAGCAUGAAGCAAAUGUCUAUUAUUAUUAUUAUUAUUAUUAUUAUUAUUAUUAGGGUUGCUGUGCUUGAAGUUAUUAUUAUUAUUAUCAUUAUUAUUGUUACGUGCGGCGCAGUCUGUGUGUCUGUCUGUCUCGGCCCGUCGCAUAGGCUACAACUAUCACCAAAUGGUUAGGCUCAUAAGUUCUAUACAUAGGUAAUUACUUAGCUCUUAAGAGAUGAUACAGGUUAAGUCACAUAGUCUUAGGAGAGGUCAAAAAACAAGGUCGUUCGUGUAGACAGUUUCAUGUACGGUCGUGCGUCGAAUAGCGCGGUUCCCAGUAGCUCGGUUUUGCUUGGAUGUGGAUUUUGUUGGAUGAUUUUUAAGUUUUUUUUUAAUAUCCCAGUGAGCGGGAAAUUUAAAAAUCGUAAAAGAUGUUCCAUAAUGAUCCGUAUCAAACCGAAUCCGAUAUAUUGGAAACCGUACUAUUUGAGGGGCGAGAGUACAGCAGUAACGACACCAACAAAAUAUACAUAACUA